GAUAUGGCUGCACUGUGUGCGGAAGAUUGACAGUGACAGAUGAAUCGUAUGUUACGAUCCACGGUGAUAACACUAAUAGCAGUGACAACGCGGACAGUCGUUUCGUAAUGUCCGCAAAUUACUAUUUCGCUAUCGUUGGCCACGCCGACAAUCCGCUGUUCGAGAUAGAGUUCAACAAUGCGGGAAAAGACGCAAAGAAGGAGGAUCACUCGCAUUUGAAUCAAUUCAUCGCCCACGCGGCGCUUGAUCUUGUGGACGAGCACACGUGGAAAACGACGAACAUGCAUCUGAAAGUUGUGGAUAAAUUUAACCAGUGGUUUGUCAGCGCGUUUGUGACGGCGACCCAUAUCCGAUUCGUCAUGGUGCACGAUAGUAAGAAUGAAGACGGGAUCAAGAACUUUUUUAAUGAAAUGUACGAGACCUACAUAAAGUAUUCAAUGAAUCCAUUUUAUAAGCUAAAUACUCCUAUCAAAUCUGUGGGAUUUGAGAAAAAGGCACAGCUAUACGGUAGAAAAUAUUUAUCUUCGUGAACGUAAUGAUAAUGUAAAA
Messenger RNA from Mycetomoellerius zeteki, 549 nucleotides. It is a transcript of the gene Trs20, whose product is annotated as trafficking protein particle complex subunit 2. Gene Ontology annotation, biological process: endoplasmic reticulum to Golgi vesicle-mediated transport. The record is from RefSeq and is a predicted model, not a curated record. Bases 108 to 530 code for a protein of 140 amino acids. NCBI's taxonomy places the organism in Eukaryota, Metazoa, Arthropoda, Insecta, Hymenoptera, Formicidae. The transcript is spliced from 3 exons.